Molecule: messenger RNA, 3828 nt
Organism: Alternaria postmessia
Lineage: Eukaryota; Fungi; Ascomycota; Dothideomycetes; Pleosporales; Pleosporaceae
Exons: 2
Coding region: 1-3828 (1275 amino acids)
Biological process (GO): phosphorylation; phosphorelay signal transduction system
Molecular function (GO): protein binding; phosphorelay sensor kinase activity
Source: RefSeq, a predicted model, not a curated record
AUGCACAGGUACUACCCCCGACCGGGCUCCCAUCUACCACAGACAGAUGGCCCUGGAAGCCGCCAGGCAUCUCCGUCGCCUGGCUCCAAGUCGCAAACGCCUCCGAGUACCCCGCCGCCCUCUCUCGACUAUGCUGCUCCACGUGCCUCGGAUGAUAAAGCCCUGACUGCCUUUGCACAAUUGGGCGCUCUGCGCCUGAAUGCUCGCCGCUGUCUCAUAUCCUUCUUCGACCGGAAUGACUGCUUCCUCCUCGCUGAGGCUACGCGCACCCUGUCGCUGCAGAGCGGAGAGCCCGAGUUCGAAGACGACCGAUUAGCCUUUGGCACCACCAUUUUCCCCAAGGAACAGAGUCUCUGUAACUACACCGUAAACCUCGCUCCCAAGUACAGCACGCUGCCUCUCGACGAUCCGAGCGACCUGCCUCACCUUGUUGUCAACGACCUCAGCAAAGACAAACGCUUCUGCAACUUUCCCUUCGUCAAAGGCCCGCCUUACUCGCGCUUCUAUGCCGGAGUUCCAAUUCGCAGCCCAAGCGGUCACAGCAUCGGUACAUACUGCGUGCUGGACGAGAAUCCGCGAAAUGGCCUGACGCCGCACCAGCUUGCUUUCUUGAAGAGCAUGGCUGGGACAGUAAUGCGGCAUUUAGAGAGGACUAGGGCAGCAGAAGACCACCGGAGGGCCAAGAUCAUGGUCAAAAGUCUGGGCUCAUUUGCUGAGGGAAAGAGCGGGUUGGAAAAUUGGGCACAAGAUCCCUGGGACGUGGACACUCAAGUGUCUGGUCUACCAGAUGUAAUUCUACCGCAACGGCAGCGGCCUGCAGCUACGUCCGAUGCUGCGCAGCAACCUGUUGUGCUCAACGGAUAUGAUCAUGUAGAUCCGGGUAUGAAAAACCCGAACGAUACCCCGCCUCUAAGUAGUGUGCCACCGAGCAUUGCGAACGUGGAGGCAUCUGAUAGCAUGCGGCCAGAAAUAACCACCACCACAUCGUCCACCUCCACGAAAGGCUUCACCAAGACUGAUCAGAAGGACAGGGUAGCCCCGGAACUGAGAGCCCAUUUUACACGGGCAGCAAACAUGAUUGUGGAUUCAACCGAGGCCGAGGGAGUGGCAUUUUUCGAUGCCAAAAUCAGUACAUUUGGAGGUCUUGUUGACGACGACUUUGAUCCAGAUCAAUUACCAGAGCCGGACAAGCCUUGCGAUAUCUUAGGGGCGGCUCUUUGCAGGACCGAUCGGGAUACCAAGCCACUACCCAACACUGGUGAAUGCAUCUCAGAAAGCGUUCUCAGGCACCUCCUACGACUUUAUCCACAUGGCCAGAUCUUCCAUCUCGAUGACGACCCUGCAUCGCCGUCUGUCAACUCACCAUCAACUGGCGUCAGCAUCGAUGAAGUCGAGUCGGCCGAUGGCUUUCCAUUCAGUACACCGCGCAAAACUGAAUCCACUCGAAGCUUGGACGACGAAGCCUAUCUGAGAAGAGUUUUUCCGACUGCUCGAAGUUUGAUACUGUAUCCCUUGUGGGAUCCGCAUCGCGAGCGCUGGUUUGCGACGGCUGUCAUCUGGAGCUCUGAACCGAAGAGAAUCUUUACGACAGAGCAGGAGCUCAGUUACCUGGCGGCCUUCAGUAAUUUCGUCAUGGCUGAGGUUGCUCGUCUGGACACAAAGCUAGCCGAUGCUGCAAAGGCGGAUUUCAUCUCAUCCAUCAGCCAUGAGCUGCGCUCUCCUCUUCAUGGAAUACUGGGAAUGACUGAUCUGUUGAAAGACUCCUCUCUCGACGGUCAGCAGGUGUCCCAUUUAGCAACCAUCGAGACAUGUGGAAAAACUUUACUGGAAACCAUCAAUCACGUGCUUGACUUUGCCAAAAUCAACAAUCUGACACGAGGAGUUUCGAAACGCCAGAAGAAACGUACGCAGAGCGCGAAGCACAUGAUCAGCCCGGGCCAAGCGCAUACCAACGAUAUCAUGACAUUGAUCAACGACGUCGACAUGAGCAUACUGACAGAAGACGUGGUCGAGAGUGUCUUCGCUGGCUAUACAUACGCGAAGACAUCUGCUCAGACAUACGAGUUAACCACUUCGAAAGUGAACAAACCGCCGAUAUCCAUCAUUCUCGACAUCAACCACAGCGACAACUACGUCUUCCGCACACAGCCCGGGGCAUGGCGGCGAGUCAUUAUGAACUUGUUCGGAAACAGUUUAAAGUACACGCCUGGCGGAUACAUCAAGGUCAAGCUUGAGGUUAAGCGAAAACCUGAGGACGACGACGAGUGCGAAUUCCGGUUUUCGGUCACUGAUUCUGGCAUUGGAAUGUCGGAGGACUACAUCAACAAUAGGCUUUUCCACUCUUUUGCACAAGAGAAUCCUUUGAGUCAAGGCACGGGUCUGGGUCUGUCUAUUGUCAAACAGAUCGUCGAAUCGCUAGGAGGAGAGGUGGAGGUGCGUAGUGAAAAAGAGCGCGGCACCAAAUUCACAGUCACAUGUCCUUUGAAGGAGACACGAAUGUCACCAAACGUCUGCGCCACCGGCCUAGAAGGAGAGAAGGAUUUGCAACUACAGCAAAUCACGAAGCGCACAAAAGGCUUGAAAGUGCGAUUUGAGGGCUUCCACGAGGAGGAAGAGUUCCGUGUUAGGGAUCUGAAGAACAAAACCGCCUCGAAGCUAUCGUUGAAGGCACUCGACAGCCUUUGCGAUGAGUGGUUCGGCAUCGAAAGAUGCGAAGACGGCGACAAUGCGUCUGAGCCAGACCUGAUAAUUGCUACCGAGACCUGUGCCAAAGGGUUGCGAACUACGUACAGCCAGAAUCCUGGUAAAGUGUCUCCAACCCCCGUUAUUGUCAUAUGUCAGGGUGCGGCAGCUGCGCAAUCAACAACGGCUAUCACGGUGCCAGGCAUAAUCUUCGAAUGCAUAGGUCAACCCGUCGGACCACACAAGAUGGCGAAAGCCCUUGCCUCCUGCCUCGACCGCCACGCAAAACGAGCAGAAACACAGCUACAGCCUCACAAGAUCGAUUCCGUCAUUCCCCGCAUAACAGAACUGAACCUCACAGAAGAAAGACCAGCAUCAGCACCCCGUCGCACCGACCACCUCCACGUGGUAGAAUCCUCCCGACCCCAACUCACGAGCAUUAGUAGUGCCCCCGAAAUCCGGUCCCUCCACAACACCACUCCCCCCAAGGCUUCCAAAUACCUCAAACCAACGCGCGCGUUGAGAUGUCUCUGCGUAGACGACAAUCCCAUCAACCUCCGCCUUCUGCGCACUUUUGUCGACAAACUCGGACACCACCACGUCCUUGCCGCCGACGGCCUCGAAGCGCUCGAAUCGUAUAAAGCCGCUACCGUCGCCAACGACGGCGAAGCUGCAACAGAAGAAUCGCGUAUUGAUGUUGUGUUGAUGGAUAUCAACAUGCCUGUCAUGGACGGUCUAGAAGCUACACGGCAGAUUCGCGCUCAUGAGAUCCGAAAUAACCUACCCAAAGUCACUAUCAUCGCACUUACCGGUGUGGCCGAUACGGAUAUCCAGCAAGAAGCUAAUUCAAGCGGGAUCAACCUCUUCUUGAUCAAGCCAGUUAGAUUAGCAGACUUGGAAGUUAUUCUCAAGGGUGUGGUUACGGGACAAGAUAAAGCGAAUCUAGAGAUUGAGGCGGAGAAGGAGAGGCUAAAGUUGGUGGAACAGGAAGCCAUCUUCAAGUCUACAGUGGAGAGCGUGGAUGAGAAGGCGAGGGGAAUCAAUGUGGGUGUUGCGGUUGUUCAGGGCGAGGAUGAAGUGGUGAAGAAGGUUAAAGUUUGCGAGACACAAACGCAGCAACAUAAGAAGAGUGCGUCGAUUGUUUGA